ACUGGCGCAGCGCUCGUCGCGUGCACUUCGAAUGCGCUCCGCGUUCGUUCAUCUCCAUCUUUCUUUUUCUGUAUCUUUCUCUCUCUCUCUCGCUCUCUCUCUCUCUCUCGCUCUCUCUCUCUCUCUCUCUUUCUCUAACUCGCUUUCUGUGUCGCUUUAUAUAUAUAUAUAUACACACAUAUAUGUAUAUAUAUAUACAUAUAUCUCGCUCUUGCUCUAUCAUUCCUCUUUCAUUUUUUAUUUCGAAAAAAAAUAUGUUCGGUCUAACAAUCGUUUUCAUUUCUACGUGUUAAAAAGGAAAUAGAAAAAAAAGAGGUAACGCUUGAAGGAAUUCGUGAAUUUUGUGACACGUGAUAUGAUUAUCGUCUCAGUGCUUGUUUGUGUUCUUAUCAUUCGAUUGCUUCGUUAAUUCUAAUUCGAUUGGAUUGUGAACUUGGCUCGAUGAUUAAUUUAAAAUGAUUCUUCAUUGUUGAAAGGGAAGAAUUUCUAAUUUAUUUCUUGUCCCUCCGUUCGUUUAAACACGACGAUAUAUAUUUGUAAAAGUAAAAUCGUGUAUAAAAGAAAGAUGUUGAAACACGUGUCGGUGUCGCCAUGGAGAGGGCGAGCAGACAGCGUGAGUCUAUCUUCGAGCGGGGGUGCAAGUAGUUGCGGAAGCGGAAGUCCAACCCCUGGUCACACGCCACCACCGUCGAGAGCAUCGUCCUGUGCAUCUUUAGCACCCUUGACCGCUCUCUCGAGUUUUUCUCCGGCUGAUACAGCACCACAACAGACGACUAUAAAGGUGUAUGCAAAUUGUCUACGACCAGAUAUCGAGUACAAAACCCUGAGCAUUACUUAUGAGACAACGUGUCGCGAGGUUGUUCAAAAUUUGUUGAACAAAUAUCGUAUGAGGCACCGUGAUCCAAGACUCUUUUAUAUGACCAUGGAAGUUACAGUAAGAAGGGCCAAUGUACGUACGAUUUUGCCACUCGACGAGGACGCCAGACCUGCUGUACUUCAAUCUUGUCAUCCACGAGGCGAUUCCAGAUUUUCUUUACAGACACGUCGUGGCGGUCUUGUGAAAAUAUACGAUAGUGCUCUCAUGUCUGGCUCAAAGUACAAGAGUCUGCUCGUUUCCGAACAGACCACCGUGGACGAACUGAUCCAGAUGUUAUUGAGCUGCUAUAGUUCGAAAGAACGGGUUGAACAAUUUUCCUUAUACGAAGUCUGUGAAGGGGAGGAAUAUCAGAGGAAACUUCAUCCAGAUGAUUCACCUCUUAAAGUUACGCAACGAUGGACGAGCGCGGAUAGACACUUACGUAUACGACGUAAUCCCGAUUAUAAUCCACACAGGAGAAAGAGUAUGUGGGCGUCGGACUCGAGUAUCAGUAUGGCGAUGUCGCGACUAAAUCUUCAUGGUGAUCAUCGUCAUUAUUCACAGAGCGAAAACAAUAAUCAUCUUCUUCUUCAUCAGCAUACCAAUAACAAUAACAAUAACAAUAACCUCAAUCACAAUAAUAACAAUAAUAACAACAAUAAUAAUAAUAAUAACAAUACGAGUACUACGAACAACAACGUUCACAAGCUCGAACAACAUCAUCACCAUCAUCAUCAUCUAUCGUUGGGUUCGAUCAAUCAACAAUCGAGAAUAGUUGUGGCGCACACAACGCAAUUGCCGCCAUUGCAAUUGUCGCGUGUGCAACAGCAACAACAACAACAGCAACAGCAACAGCAACAGCAACAACAACAACAACAACAACAACAACAGCAACAAUUGCCUCUGAGUGUCCCUUCAACGCCAAUCUCCUCGAAACAUGUUUCAACAGCUGCUUAUAACGAUUAUGAAAAUUAUCUCUUUAUAUGAGUGAUUAUUAACGAACGAUCAUGCUCGUUCGUUUCUAUUAAAAUAUACUCUCCUUUCGUAUCCAAUGGAAGAGAUAUAAUAUUCAUGAGAGAUUACGAUGUAGUACAAGAAUUUUUUAAUGUUAAGAAGUUAACGUUAUUACCUGAUUUAUACUUAAAACUCCAUUCUUUAUUUACGUUAGACUUUACACGUAACGCAUUUGUCGUUGUUCCUUAUCAAAGCGAUCUGAGGAAAGAUCUAUCGAUCUUUUCUGUUUCUACCAAAAAAGAAAAGAAAAAGAACAGGAAAAAGAAAAACGUAAGAAGGAAGAAUAAUUGAUAAUUAUCAAAGGACAUGGUCGACGUUCAUUAUGCUACGAAACAAAGAGAAUCACGAUUGUAGUCAGUAGAAGAGAAAAAUUGUACCAAAGGUAGAUCUACGAAAUGAUUAAUAAAAAAAACAAAAAAAAAAAGAAGAAAAAAGAAAGAAAAAAAAAUAUAUAUAUAUAUAUAUAUGAAUAUAAUAUAGAUGCAUAUUAAAUGUACUAUUGAAUAUUUUGCUUUUAGAGCAAGAUUACGUAUGAAUUUUUUUGAUCGCGAUUAUGUAUUAUGUAUUAUUACUAUUACUAUUAUUAUUAUUAUUAAAUACUAUUAUUAAUAUUAUUAUUAAUAUUAUUAUUAUUAUUAUUAUUAUUAUUAUUAUUAUUAUUAUUAUUAUUAUUAUUAUUAUUAUUAGUAAUAUGUAAUCUUCUUAGGAAGAUUAAUUUUCCGUCGAGUGGUAAACAAUUAGUGCAAGAAUGACGUCAUUUGUAUACCCCGCGAGAUGAUCGCCUAUUUAUUUAUGUUACUCCCGUAAAACAUUUUUCUGUUUUUUUUUUGUUUUUUUUUGUUUUUUUUUUUUUUUUAGUCAAAGUCACUUAAAAAUUUAAAUUAUUCCUAUAUAUAUACACACAUAUACUGUCCUCGACUGUGUCUCUGUAAAAAAAAUCUCGUCGUGCAAUCCGAUUGGACAGUAUCUAAUAUGGGUAUUCCGUACUUGUUGUUAUGUAAAUAAUAAUCAAACAAAUAAUUUCUCCUGAUAGAAUAAUUUUCGAUGAAAAAAGAACAAAAAGGGGAAGAACCAAAAUCGUAUCUAACAUUUCUUUAUGUAAGUUUCUAAUUAUCGCGUUUUCGUUUUAUUUAGAGACUCGGUGCUGGCGGCGCAUCUUAUUACCAAAGAAUCGGUACGAUAUGUAUAAAUGAAAAUAAAUAAGAAAAAAAAAAAAGAAAAAGAAGAGAAAAAAAAUGAUAAUAAAAAAAAAAAGGGAAAAAAAGCAAAUAAAUACAAUAAAGGAACUGGCAGCCGAGUUAUGUAAUAUGUGCAAGGAUGUACGAGAAAAAAAAAAGAAGUAACGCGAUUGCACGUAAUCGUAUUCACGCGUUGUAAGUACCUAGAUAAUGUAAAUAAAUUUUUGUAAUGACGUCGUCGUUUGUUAUAUUUUAUUACACGAGAGAAUAUAAGAUUAAUAAUUUGUGUCCCUC
This is a messenger RNA of Vespa velutina, 3342 nucleotides long. It is a transcript of the gene rau, whose product is annotated as probable serine/threonine-protein kinase tsuA. Gene Ontology annotation, biological process: signal transduction; positive regulation of fibroblast growth factor receptor signaling pathway; positive regulation of epidermal growth factor receptor signaling pathway. The record is from RefSeq and is a predicted model, not a curated record. The transcript has 6 exons. Bases 566 to 1843 code for a protein of 425 amino acids. NCBI's taxonomy places the organism in Eukaryota, Metazoa, Arthropoda, Insecta, Hymenoptera, Vespidae.